AUGCACACUAACGUGGGCAGCAGAGUUCUCAAUGAAGAAGGAUUUCUAGGAAGAUUUCCGUCUCCAGUCUAUUAUGAUGAAGACGGAAUCGCCAAUGUACUUGCUAUGCGCGAGAUGAUUGCUGCAGGAUACCGCAUUACCAUGGAUACUGAUUUUGACAAUGCCUUUGUUGUGCAUUGCGAUGGAGACAGACAGAUGCGAUUUGUGAAUCGUAAGGGUGUAUAUGUGUUGGAGCAACUUGGAGCGGAUGUCGAACCAGGUGCCAAAGAGACAAGUGCGAUGUAUUGUCGCCAGUUAAGCAGCAUAAAUAAACAACCCCAUUUCGAACUUUCUUCAAAACAGAAUGGAUAUGCUGGACUUGGGAUGACUGCGAAGAUGGCAACAGUUCGAAAGAACAAGGAAGGAUUCACUCCAAGACAAGUCAAGGCUGCGAUGGAAGCGAGAAGUGCGAUGCACAUACUCAAUGCUCCAAGCACCAAAAGUCUGAAGUAUGCGAUCC
This is a messenger RNA of Cylindrotheca closterium, 499 nucleotides long. Lineage: Eukaryota; Bacillariophyta; Bacillariophyceae; Bacillariales; Bacillariaceae. The record is from the annotation of a GenBank genome assembly.